AUGCGUAUCGACUUCACGUUUGGUCGUAGUUCGUUUGGUCAGCAUGCAUACGAUGUGUUCGAGCAUCCUAACCAUCUUCAAUCCGACGGUGGUCGUGCGCCACCAAUCCACGCCGGACGGCCGCUCUUCACUCCCGUCCCGUGGGACGCGACGAACGCAAGGCUCGCCGACAAACACCAUUUAAACGUCGUUGCGCUUCGCUCGGCGCGCGUCCUCGGGCAAAUCGAUCGCAAGUUUAUCGCAUGCAUUUUCGCCGGCGGUGAAGGAGGAGAAAGAAGCAGCUCCCUUGUGCUCGUCGACCAGCACGCGGCGGACGAGCGCGUGCGCGUCGAGCGCUUCCUCAGGGACGUCUGCGAAGGCUUCCUGCGCGCCGCUCCCACGCACCCUCAAACGAGCACCGGCCGCGACCUGUCAAGCGGUGAAGACGAGGUGGAGACCGGUGUGCGCAAGAGGACGCUCGCGCCGCCCGUGCCCGUCCUGUUGACGCGGGCGGAGGCAGAGCGGGUGCAGAGCGGGGAUCGUGCCUGGCCCACACACGGCGAGGACGCGGCCACCGUGACACACGUCCAGUGCGAGGUGGCCGCAGUGCCCGAGGUCGUCGCGGAUAGGCUGCUCGCGGGCGACGAGCUCCGGGGUCUCGUCAGCGGGUACUUGGCGAGGCUCGAGUGCGAGGGCACGGAGGGCGUGCUGCUUGCAGGGCAAGCCGGACCCCGAGACGUGGGCUGGCAGAAGGCACUGCGGUGGUGCCCACAGGAACUCGUCGAUCUCAUCAACUCGAAGGCGUGUCGAGGAGCCAUCAUGUUCAACGACACGUUGACAGUAGAACAAUGCAGAGGGCUUCUGUUCAGGCUGUCAGAGACGGCGUUGCCCUUCCAGUGCGCACACGGGCGGCCGUCGCUCGUACCGCUCGUGCGGAUAGAGGAUCGACACGACUCGUCCGCAGGGAAAAUACCGGCCAUCGAUUGGACCGCGUUCGCGCACCGUGCAGCGUUGUAG
This is a messenger RNA of Epithele typhae, 996 nucleotides long. RefSeq lists its product as uncharacterized. Lineage: Eukaryota; Fungi; Basidiomycota; Agaricomycetes; Polyporales; Epitheliaceae. The coding region runs from base 1 to 996 and encodes 331 amino acids. Gene Ontology annotation, cellular component: mismatch repair complex. Gene Ontology annotation, biological process: mismatch repair. The transcript is spliced from 7 exons. Gene Ontology annotation, molecular function: ATP hydrolysis activity; ATP binding; ATP-dependent DNA damage sensor activity. The record is from RefSeq and is a predicted model, not a curated record.